This is a messenger RNA of Sphaerodactylus townsendi, 2412 nucleotides long. RefSeq names its product vomeronasal type-2 receptor 26-like. The coding region runs from base 1 to 2412 and encodes 803 amino acids. The transcript is spliced from 6 exons. The record is from RefSeq and is a predicted model, not a curated record. Gene Ontology annotation, molecular function: G protein-coupled receptor activity. Gene Ontology annotation, cellular component: membrane. Gene Ontology annotation, biological process: G protein-coupled receptor signaling pathway. Lineage: Eukaryota; Metazoa; Chordata; Lepidosauria; Squamata; Sphaerodactylidae.
AUGGAGAGUAGUUUGCUGACCAAGAACUAUCAGCAUGUUUUGGCCCUGGCCUUUGCUGUGAGGGAGAUCAACGAAAACCAUCAGGUCUUACCAAACAUCUCCCUAGGAUUCAAUAUCUAUGAAAACUAUUUCAGCGCAAGCUGGACCUAUCAGGCCACCAUGCAACUUCUCUCCUCAUUGGCCAGGCUGAUCCCUAACUACAAGUGCGACAAGCAGACAGACCUGAUAGCAGUCAUUGGAGGACUUGAACCUGAAACGUCCUUCUACAUGGCAACCAUGUUGCAUAUCUACAGCAUCCCACAGCUCACCUAUGGCCCUGUUUCAGUAAUGAAUGAACAGUUUCCAGGCCUUUCUGUCUACCAGAUGGUCCCCAAUGAAGCCCAUCAGUUCAAAGGGAUUCUCCGUUUAAUUCUGCAUUUUGGGUGGACCUGGAUUGGAAUCAUAGCUGUCAAUAAUGACAGUGGCGAAAGGGCUGUGCAAACAAUACUUCCCAUGCUUUCUCAACAUGGCAUCUGUCUGGCUUUCGCGGAAAAAAUCCUGCAAAUGCAUUCAUUGAAUGAUUUCAUUGAAAUGGCAGAAGAGGGGGUAAAAAUUUAUGAGCAUGUAAUGGAUAGUAAAGCCAACACAAUGGUCUUUUUUGGAGACAUUCAGACUUUUAUAUAUAUAAGAUGGAUCAUAAAACUACCUGAAAUGGAGCUUACAACAGCAAGGUCUAAAGGUAAUGUCUGCAUUUUGACUGCCUCAAUGGAUUUUGUAUCCCUUUCUUAUCAGAGGAGUUGGGAUUUACAAACCAACCAUGAUUUUCUAUCAUUCUCAUUUCACACAAAUGAGCUACCAGGAUUCCAGCAAUUUCUUCAAUCUAGAAAUCCCAUCUGGGUCAAGGAAGACGGCUUUCUUCAGGACUUCUGGGAAUAUGCAUUCUUGUGCCAGUUCUCUGAUUCACUUUCGGGGAAGAAGUUUGAUGACAGCUGCACUGGGAAGGAGAAGCUGGAGAGCCUUCCUGGACAUGUUUUUGAAAUGAGCAUAACUUCUCAUAGCUAUAGUAUCUACAAUGCUGUCUAUACCCUGGCACAUGCUUGGCAUAACAUGUAUACAUCUGGUUACAAACACAAAGAAAUGAGGCAUGGAAAAAGACAUCUGCCUUUGACGCAGCAGCCAUGGCAGCUCCACCACUUCCUUAAGAGUGUGAUGUUUAACACCAGUACUGAAGAGAAGGUUUUCCUUCAGUCCAAUGGGGAAUUAGUAACUGGAUAUGAUAUAAUAAAUUGGAUAGUUUUCCCAAAUAAAUCAUUUCUUAGAGUAAAAGUUGGGAGAAUGGAUCCCCAGAUGCCUCCAGAUGAAGCAUUUGCAAUUAAUGAAGAAUUAAUUGUAUGGCACAACCAGACAGUGCCUAUAUCUGUGUGUACUGACAAUUGCUACCCAGGAUUUAGCAAACAGAAGAGAGAAGGGGAGCCAUUUUGCUGCUAUGACUGCAUUCCCUGUUCUGAAGGGAAAAUUUCCAAUCAGAAAGACAUGGAUGACUGUGUCAUUUGCAGAGAAGAUCUCUAUCCCAACAUGGAACAAAAUCAGUGUGUUCCAAAAGAAAUAACCUUCUUGUCAUACAAAGAGCCCUUGGGGAUUACUUUAGCUGUUGUUGCUGUUUCAUUUUCAUUCACUACAGCUGUGAUUCUAAGAACAUUUAUGAGGCAUCAUGACACUCCCCUUGUCAAAGCCAACAACCGGACCCUUACCUACACUCUUCUGAUUUCCCUUCUGUUCUGCUUCCUUGCUUCUUUGCUGUUCGUUGGCCAACCUGAGAAGAUAAUCUGUCUCUUACGGCAAAGUACUUUUGGCUUUGUAUUCUCAGUGGCCAUCUCUUGUGUACUGGCCAAAACAGUCACCGUGGUUACGGCUUUCAUGGCCACCAAGCCAGGAUCCAGGAUAAGGAAGUGGUUGGGGAUGAGACUGGCUAUCUGCAUGGUUCUUUCCUGCACCCUUGUUCAAGGAGGCAUUUGUGGUGUGUGGCUGGCAACCUCUCCUCCAUUUCCUGAUUCUGACGUGCAUUCCAUGACUAAAGAAAUUGUUCUGGGAUGUAAUGAUGGAUCACCUAUCAUGUUCUACUGCAUGCUGGGCUACAUGAGCUUCCUGGCCUGUGUUAGCUUCAUCGUUGCUUUCCUUGCCAGAAAGUUACCUGACACCUUUAAUGAAGCCAAAUUCAUCAGCUUCAGCAUGCUGGUAUUCUGCAGUGUUUGGGUAUCCUUUGUUCCAACCUACUUGAGCAGUAAGGGAAAAUACAUGGUAGCCAUGGAGGUCUUCUGUAUCAUAGUCUCCAGUGCUGGGGUGUUGGGGUGCAUCUUUUUCCCAAAAUGUUAUAUUAUUCUGUUGAGGCCUGAGCUAAACCACAGGAAACAGCUAAUAAAGAUAAAGAAAUGA